CUCCGCUCCCACAUGCUCUGCUCUGCUCUGCUCUGCUCUGCUCAUCUCCUCCCUGACACUUCUCUGCACAGGUGCGUGCCCACUGCACGGCCGUUUCUCUUCUCUCGUUCUCCGUUCCUAGCCCAACUGGGGCCAACUCCAACAACUGAUUGCUCGGUCCAAGUUCGCUGCUUUCGACGGGAAGGGCUGCCCUCGCAGCUCCCAAAUCUCAGAACCAAUGGAGGAGGUGCAGAUGGACAGGCUGGAAUCCAUGGAGGGAACCGGCGCCGGCGGCGAGAAUGGCGCGGCAACCAAACUGCAGAAGGUCUACCGCAGCUACCGGACCCGCCGGAAGCUCGCCGACUCCGCCGUCGUCGUCGAGGAGCUCUGGUGGCAAGCGCUGGACUUCGCGCGGCUCAGCCACAGCACAGUCUCCUUCUUCGACGAGCCCAAGCCGGAGACGGCCGCCUCGCGCUGGAACCGCGUCGGCCUCAACGCAUCCAAGGUGGGUCAGGGUUUAUCCAGAGACGGCAAGGCUCUCAAGCUGGCUUUCCAGCACUGGAUCGAGGCUAUUGAUCCACGGCAUAGGUAUGGGCACAACUUGCAGUUCUACUAUGAUAUCUGGUGCCAAAGCCAGGCCGGACAGCCCUUCUUCUACUGGCUUGAUGUUGGAGAGGGAAAGGAUAUAGACCUUCCAGAGUGUCCAAGAGCUUUGCUGAAAAAGCAAUGCAUAAGGUAUCUUGGUCCGCAAGAGCGUGAGCACUAUGAAUACAUCAUUAACGAUGGAAAGAUUUUCCAUAAACAGUCUGGAGAGCCACUUGAUACGAGCAGGGGUCCUAAAGGAACUAAAUGGAUUUUCGUUAUGAGCACAGCAAAAAGACUUUAUGCUGGCAAGAAAGAGAGAGGUGUAUUCCAGCACUCCAGCUUUUUGGCAGGAGGUACAACCAUAGCUGCAGGAAGAUUUACUGCAGAGAACGGAGUUAUCAAGUCCAUCUGGGCGUACAGUGGCCACUACAAACCAACCGCAGAGAACCUCUCCAAUUUCAUGAACUUCCUUGAAGAAAAUGGAGUUGACCUCAAGGACGUUGAGGUGCGCUCAUCUACCAAAGAAGACUACAAUGAAGAUCCAGUGCCUAAUGACUCAGAGAACUUUACUUCUGCUAUCAUACAACCAAAUUUUCCACAAGUGGUUCUCCCUCUAAACAUCACAGAAGGCGACGAAGCAGAGAACGCUCCUGCAGAACAAGCCAAGUCCUACCAAAGAACCUUAUCAGGCGGUCUGCAAAGCCCCAAAGCCACCGACAUCCCACAGAAGGCAAUUUUCGAGAGGAUGAAAUCCAAGGGUGAGUCCAAGUCCUAUCAGCUUGGGCACCGGCUGUCCCUUAAAUGGAGCACUGGGGUUGGUCCAAGAAUUGGAUGUGUCAAGGACUACCCAAUGGAGCUUAGGAUGCAGGCUUUGGAGAUGGUGGAUCUGUCACCAAGAGCAUCAACGCUGUCAGCGUCAAGGAGACUACCUUCAUGCUUGUCCCCCACUACAGCAACCUCACCAACAUCGCUGCUGGCACCAAUGCAGGCCUCCCUGGCCCAGCCAAGUUAGAAGCUUCGGAGCUUAUAUACACGCGAUAGCACUUCUCCAUUUUUCAGCACUGCGAAUUUCAGAUACUUGGUUUGUGCUUGUUGCUUCCCUUUUGUCCUGUUGUUCAAUCUGACAUAGGACGCUGCAAAGUUUUCCAAGUGAGAACUAGAUGUGGACUAUCACAUUGCAAAAUAGAUUCUGUGCAGAACCUGUUAUUAUGAUAUUAACAGCACUAUGAUAGCACUA
Sorghum bicolor (sorghum) is the source of this 1801-nucleotide messenger RNA. Its product is annotated as IQ domain-containing protein IQM3. The record is from RefSeq and is a predicted model, not a curated record. Bases 218 to 1576 code for a protein of 452 amino acids. Gene Ontology annotation, molecular function: protein binding. NCBI's taxonomy places the organism in Eukaryota, Viridiplantae, Streptophyta, Magnoliopsida, Poales, Poaceae. The transcript has 9 exons.